Dama dama (fallow deer) is the source of this 4002-nucleotide messenger RNA. RefSeq names its product thymopoietin (gene TMPO). The transcript has 9 exons. NCBI's taxonomy places the organism in Eukaryota, Metazoa, Chordata, Mammalia, Artiodactyla, Cervidae. The coding region runs from base 681 to 2045 and encodes 454 amino acids. Gene Ontology annotation, molecular function: DNA binding. The record is from RefSeq and is a predicted model, not a curated record.
GUUUGGGGAGGAAAGGCCGCGGCUAUUCUUCGUUGACCUAGGGUCCCGGGAUUGAGACAGGCCCUGCCCCCAGGUCCUCGCAGCUGCCCUGAAAUUCGGCCCGUUAGCGGCAACCGACACCGGAGAGAAAAACAGCUUCUCCAGCAGGGGGAGGGAGAGGAAACGGCGCACAAAAAGCAGUGCGACUUGUCCCUUACCGCCGUCUAAGAAGGGUGGGGAAAAAAGGAAACAGAAGCGGGCCACGCUCAAGGGCUCCCGCCCGAGCGGCUUUUAAACUGCGUUUCCACCACCUCUCGCAGGGCGCCGCGGCUAAUGGAACCCGCGCGAGGCGUCCCGCCAAUCACCGCCGCGCUUCCUCCGGCCGCGGGCCAAUGGCAGCGCGCCUUCUUGGGGCGUGGGCGAAGAGGCUCCUCUCCUCUGGCCGUGGUGUGUGGGCUGGGGUUGGUGCGGACUCCUGGCUUGGUCGCACUGGGCCGCACUUGUCCUGCAGGGGCUUUUGUGUCCGCCUUUGGCUCGGCUUUGUGUGCGCGGGUUUCCGCUGGGCUUCGAGGCGCCAGUCCCGGCUGGGAGCCGUGAGGCUCGGAGGCGGGAGCGCGGCCCCCCCCCCCCCGGGCGAGGAGCGAGCGCGCCGGCGUGAGCGGAGGGUGUGAGGGCUGCGGGGAAGGGGAUUCGCCGCCGAGAUGCCGGAGUUCCUGGAAGACCCCUCGGUCCUGACGAAAGAGAAGUUGAAGAGUGAGUUGGUCGCCAACAAUGUGACGCUCCCGGCCGGGGAGCAGCGCAAAGACGUGUAUGUGCAGCUCUACCUGCAGCACCUCACGGCGCGCAACCGGCCGCCGCUCGCCACCGGCGCCAACAGCAAGGGGCCCCCGGACUUCUCCAGCGACGAGGAGCGCGAGCCUACCCCGGUCCUCGGCUCCGGGGCCGCCGUCGCGGGCCGCAGCCGCGCCGCCGUCGGCAGGAAAGCCACAAAGAAAACUGAUAAACCCAGACCAGAAGAUAAAGAUGAUCUAGAUGUAACAGAGCUCUCUAAUGAAGAUCUUCUGGAUCAGCUUGUGAAAUACGGAGUGAACCCUGGUCCUAUUGUAGGAACAACCAGGAAACUAUAUGAGAAAAAGCUGUUGAAGCUGAGGGAACAAGGAACAGAAUCUAGAUCUUCUACUCCUCUGCCAACAAUUUCUUCUUCAGUGGAAAAUACAAGACAGAAUGGAAGUAAUGACUCUGACAGAUACAGUGACAAUGAAGAAGACUCUAAAAUAGAGCUCAAGCUUGAGAAGAGAGAACCACUAAAAGGCAGAGCAAAGACUCCGGUAACACUCAAGCAAAGAAGAGUUGAGCACAAUCAGAGCUAUUCUCAAGCUGGAGUAACUGAGACUGAAUGGACAAGUGGAUCUUCAAAAGGCGGACCUCUACAGGCAUUAACUAGGGAAUCUACAAGAGGGUCAAGAAGAACUCCGAGGAAAAGGGUGGAAACUUCAGAACAUUUUCGUAUAGAUGGUGCAAUAAUUUCAGAGAGUACUCCCAUAGCUGAAACUAUAAUGGCUUCAAGCAACGAAACCUUAGUUGUCAAUAGGGUGACUGGAAAUUUCAAGCAUGCAGCUCCUAUUCUGCCAAUCACUGAAUUCUCAGACAUACCCAGAAGAACACCAAAGAAACCAUUGACAAGAGCUGAAGUGGGAGAAAAGACAGAGGAAAGAAGAAUAGAAAGGGAUAUUCUUAAGGAAAUGUUUCCCUUUGAAGCAGCUACACCAACAGGAAUUAGUGCUAGUUGCCGCAGACCAAUCAAAGGGGCUGCUGGCCGGCCAUUAGAACUCAGUGAUUUCAGGAUGGAGGAAUCUUACUCAUCUAAAUAUAUUCCUAAGUAUGUUCCCUUGGCAGAUGUCAAGUCAGAAAAGACAAAAAAGGGACGCUCCAUUCCCAUGUGGAUAAAAAUUGUGCUCUUUGUUGUUGUGGCCGGUUUUUUGUUUCUGGUCUAUCAAGCCAUGGAAACCAAUCAAGGAAAUCCAUUCUAUAAGUUUCUAUCUAAUAACUCUAAAAAAGUCAACUGAAUGAAAUGUCUUUGGCACAUUCAACUUGGUCUCCUAUUUUUAAUAACUGUAUCAAAAAAGCAUUUGUGUACACUUGUUGACUCAAGAACAAAAAAAAUGUGAUUUCACCUCAAUAAAUGUAGUAUUCCAUUGAAAGCAAGCAAGAUAUAUAAAUGGACUUCAUUUAAUGUUUUGGAACUUUGGACUAGUAGGAGAUCACUUCGUGCCAUAUGAAUAACCUUUUUUAGCUCUGGAACUUUUUUGUAGGCUUUAUUUUUUUAAUGUGGACAUCUUUAUUUCUUUUUUGAGAAAAAUGUAUAUUGUUUUUGUGUAUUUGGGAAACAAGAAGGGCAAAACAUGGCAGUAUAAUGUGAAGCUACACAUUUAAAUACUUUGAAUUCUUACAGAAAAGAUUUUAAGAACUACUCUCUACUGAAUAAAAACUAGAGAUAUGGGAAAUGUGAGAUUCAGUAAGAGAAAAAGUAACUUGGGAUUCUACUUUUUGUAACUGCAACAAAGUUUGAUGGUGUUUAUGGGGGAAAGUACCAGGAUAAUCUCUUCUGUAACCUUUCUUAAUAGUAAUGUGUUUGUUGUAGCCCUAUUGUACUCACUUUUUAAAAGAUAACUAGUAUCAUGAAUGUCCUACUUCAGUAAGACCCAUUUAAAUGACAUUGAUUUUAGCAGGAGUCUGUCAGUGCAACAUAUGUGUGUUCUAGAGAACUGUUAGCUGGCUGUACAUGUUUUUAAAGACUGUUUGGCUAGCUAUAAGGCUAUAAUUGGAAACUUGUACUUUUUAUUUACAGGACGUUUAUUCUAUCAAUCCAGUUUGUUUACCAAAAUACUUUUUAGAUAAAUAAGUGUGUGUGUGUGUGUGUGUGUGUGUGUGUGUUUAGAAGUUAGAAAUUUUAAACAGCAGUCUUAGUUUCCAUUUGGAUUCAUUACUGAAUUAUCUUCUGUUACCAAAAACAAAUUUUGCCAAGGUUUUUUGCCCUAUAUUUCCCAACAUAAUUUGAUUUGAAAGUGCAAAAAGGAUGUGCUUUUAAGCUACAUUGCAAACUUUCCUUGGAUACACAGUAGUUAACACAUAAAUUUAUAAACUCUGAAAUUAAGGCGGGCAUUAUGAUUUUUGUUUACUCUUGAAAUGGUUAAUUUUAUCCUUGUGGUUGAUUUAUUUUUUUAGCUAAAACUUACCUCAUGUAUAACUUUGGUAAAGUAGUGGGUAAUUGAAAUUUCUAUAGAAUGAAGUAAAACAAAAAUUUUGACUUAAUCAUUUGUUUCAACUUUACAGUCAUUGACAAUAAAGCACAUUAAAAAUGUAAGUUAUUUUUAAAUAUCAUCUGAAAUAGAUACUUUUUAAAAAGAAAAAGCUGAAGAUGUAUAUUUAGAUCAGCACACAAUUUUGAUUUGCAUCAGCCCUUGUGUGACAUUUAGCUUUUAGAUAUUUUGUAGACAUUUUCCACUUACUUUGCAAUUGACCAGGAACAUUUGCAGGUCUGGUCUCUGCAAAGGCAGUGGGAAACUUACUCUUAGGUGAGAAAUGCUUGCCUCUCCAAGUAAAAGUAUUUUGAGAUGAGCCACAGAGGGAGUACGUUUUAUUCAGCGUUGCCUCUAUACAGUAAUAGCAGUCUACUUUUACUUACUUUGUUUGUAAACUAUGUUUCCCAUCUUUUGUUUAUAAUUAGAAAUUGUGAGAAGCUGCAUUUAAUGUUCAGAAAUGUGGGAGGAUAAAUCAGACUUAACAUGUAUGUGAGAUCAGUUUUCUAGUAGAAAAGGUAUGGUCCAAACUAGCAAAAGUAGGACUGGGUAAAACAUGUAGUCUUUUUUUUUUUUUAUGUGUACUUGGUCUUUUGUCUGUGUCUGUUUAAUUCCACUAGAAUAAAUGUGUCCUUGAUGUAAAUGCAAAGCAUUUCUUCCUGAUUAAAAUUGUAGAUGUAGACUUUACAGUAUAAUUCAAUAAUAAAAAAGUAAUUAACCUCUA